Rotaria sordida is the source of this 777-nucleotide messenger RNA. NCBI's taxonomy places the organism in Eukaryota, Metazoa, Rotifera, Eurotatoria, Philodinida, Philodinidae. The record is from the annotation of a GenBank genome assembly.
AUGUCAAUAUGUCUGACAAAUACAAAUGAAUGCGAAUUGACAUGCUGUUCAUUGAAUCAUAAUAUUCCAUCUGAAAUAAAUACUGCAUCAUGUUUAGCUAUAUCAGAUACUUGUUUACUUUUAUUAAAUAGUGGUACUGAUCGACUUCUUCUAUUUGAUCUAACAUUAUCAACAUCAAAACUAAAUGAUAUUAUUUGGCCUAGUGAUACCUAUGGUAGCAUUCGAGAUAUUUGUUGGUCAAAAUAUAUAAAUUCAUUUUUAAUAUUAGGUGAUGAUGUUGUAUGUUCUUAUUCUUUUCAAUCUAAUCAAUUAAUAGUUGAAUUAAAUUCUCCAUCUUUAAAUGAUCGUUUUUGGUCAUUAACUGUACUUGGUUAUGAUACAUAUAUUCUUUGUCGACAAGAUGUUCUCUAUCGUUACUGCUUACCAUCAUGGACAUUAUGUCGAACAUGGUCACGUACAGAUUUAAUUGAUAUAUAUAAUACAGAUAAAUUUAUCCAAUUAAUUCGAGCACAUCCAUCGAUGGGUACUAUCGCAUUACUUAUAAGAUUAAAACAUCAUCGUAAAUGGCGUAUUGAUUUAUUUGAUCGACGAAUGCAAAAACUUUAUUCAGGAGAAUCUAUACGUAUGGCUUCAGAUUAUCCAUUUCUUAUGCUUCAAUCAUAUGGAGAACAUGGACAAUGGACUUUAAUAAAUGAAAAUUAUAUAUGGAUAAUUAAUUCAAAUGGCCAUUUUAUUGUACGUCAUGCUCGAAAACGAAAUAAAGAAUUAGAGCAAUAA